AUGUUAGUAAACAUGAAAAUACUCUACGCGACAGAAACUGGAAACGCCCGGGACGUCGCGGAACGCGUGGCGAGAGAAUGUUCCAGACAAAGUAUAAAAAUAUCGCUCACAUCGAUCGAUGCGUACGAUGCGAGACAGUUACCGAAAGAAGACAAAAACAUUCUCUUAUUCGUCUGUUCGACGAUGGGUCAGGGCGAUCCACCGAAAUCGUUCGAAAAAUUCUGGAAAUUUUUGCUGAAGAAAAAUUUACCUCUCUCAACCUCUCUGUUAAAUCUUAAAUUCGCGGUGUUUGGUCUGGGAGAUUCCUCGUACGAGAAGUAUAACUUCGUGGCGAAGAAGUUAUUUCGACGGUUGGAACAAUUAGGAGGCGAAAGCGUGAUUGAGUUAGGGUUAGGGGACGAUCAACAUUUUAGCGGGUACGACGGCGGUUUGGACCAGUGGUUGGAAACGUUGUACGUGAAGAUUUUUGGAAGUGAGUUUUAUCGAGAGAAGAUUAUUGGGUUUAAGGAUAAGUUGGACGUGUGUCCAGUAGAAGUGAGCGUCGUCGUUCGCGAUGGUGAUGGUGAUGGUGUUGGUAGUGUGGAUGGAGUAAACGACGACGACGACGCGCCGGUGGAAACGCGAAGAGGGGUGAUGCGCGCGGUGGAUUCGAUGGCGACGGAAGAGGUCUCCGACGAUAACAACGGUACGUAUUGGCGCGCAUUGAAAGUGAUGAAGAACGAGUGUUGUACUUCAGAGAGCGCGGUCAGACAGGUACAUCACAUCGAAUUGGAUAACAGGUACACGGACGUGCACGAUUUCAGCCCGGGAGAGGUGUUGGAAGUUUUGCCGUGUUCGCGCUCUGCUAUUGGACGAGAGGUUUUGGAUUUGCUCACGAAUUCAAUCGUCGUCAAAGACGGUGAUAAUGGAUACCGAGCAAUCUUGGAUGCUGAGAACUUGGUCGUGUCGGUAUCAUCGUCGGGGUCUUCAUCCAAAAACAGUCGUUACAUCUGUCGCGCGAAAUAUCUCGUCGCGUACUUUCUCGAUUGUUUCUCGGCAUCGCCUCGAUCGUACUUCUUCGAAGUGUGCGCAUAUUUUGCCAAAGAUCCGCUCGAAAAAGAAAAGUUGCAGCAUUUUGCCUCCCCGGAAGGACGCGCGGAUUGCUAUCAAUACUGCCAACGCGAGAGACGGUCGGUGAAAGAGUUUUUCGAGGAGUUCACCUCGGUAAAACUUCCGUUGGAGUGGUUACUUCACGUGGCGCCAAAAUUGAAACCGAGACAGUUUUCAAUCUCAUCUUCGCCGAGUCAACACAAAAAUAGCGAUGGAACGCACGUUGAUUUAAUAUCGAUAACCGUCGCAGUCGCAAAAUGGACAACGCCUCUAAAACGUCUCCGUUCCGGUUUGUGUUCGACUUGGAUGGCGGAGAAAUUAAGGACCAGCGAUGUUGUCUACGCGAGGGUUGUCAAGAACGGUGGUUUGCCGUAUUCACAUACAGGGUCUAUGAUCUUGAUUGGACCAGGUACUGGUGCCGCACCGUUUCGUUCAUUCAUACUGGAACGAUGUUCGCGUCGCAACUUUGACGAUAAAAUUCUCAUGUUCUUUGGGUGUCGAAGAAAAGCGGAGGAUAACUUGUACGAGACUGAUUGGGAAAACGUCGAAAAGUGGUCUCAAGGCAACAUCAAAGUCGUCACUGCUUUCAGCCGAGAGCAGGAGAAUAAAGUAUACGUCCAGGAUAAAAUUCGAGGCGACUCUUCGAAGGAAGUGUGGGAUUUAAUCUCUCGCUGCGAGGCGAAGAUUUUUGUCGCCGGGUCGUCCGAGGAUAUGCCCGCGCGAGUCCGCGAGGCGAUUCGAGAUGUUUGCGCGAAAGAAGGCGGCAUGGACAAAGAAAGCGCGACUCGAUACAUCGCCGAAUUAGAAGCCAAGAAGAGGUAUUUCGUCGAAGCGUGGUAG
This is a messenger RNA of Bathycoccus prasinos, 1929 nucleotides long. RefSeq lists its product with no specific name. Gene Ontology annotation, cellular component: cytosol. Lineage: Eukaryota; Viridiplantae; Chlorophyta; Mamiellophyceae; Mamiellales; Bathycoccaceae. Bases 1 to 1929 code for a protein of 642 amino acids. The record is from RefSeq and is a predicted model, not a curated record. Gene Ontology annotation, molecular function: oxidoreductase activity; FMN binding; flavin adenine dinucleotide binding. The transcript has a single exon.